AAAGCAAACAAAAGAAAAAAAAAGAAAAGGAUAAAUUGGAAAAAUGAAAAAGAAAUCUCUCUCUCUCUCUCUCACAACUUUGAUGGUGAAUGAUGCCACCACAGCAUAAAGUUUCCAUCACAGUCUUCUUCUUCUUCAACUAACUUCUCUCUCUCUCUUUAGAAAGUUAGGGUUUCAAAUUCACUGUCUCAUAGUUGUUGUUCUAGUCUCAUUUCACCAAGCAAUUUUAUUUAUGUAUGGAGGAAUAUUUCACUUGCUGGAUGCGAUGCGGCUGAUGGAAGGAUUACGGAGUUUUCGGUUUUCUGGAUUGAGUUUAGAGCACCAAUGAUUUGGUCUUUUUUUUCGGAGAUAUGAUUCUUUAGUCGAUGUAUUGGUAGCUUGCGGCUGAAGAAAGAGAAGUGUUAAAGACACCACAUUAGUAGCAUUUGGAACCAGUGCCACAUUUCGACAAGGAGAAAGGGUUAAGGUAGAUGGAAACUGCUAAGCGUUGGUUUGCAAAAUUUCGACCAAAAGAGAAACCUAAGGCGUCAACCAAGAAGAAGGAACCUACUCCGAAUGGGAGAGACAGUUCAAAAACACCAUUAAAUGAGGAAACUCCUUCAAAUGCUACUAAGCAGAAGGUAGCUGCUGCCAAGCAGUAUAUAGAAAAGCAUUACAAGGAGCAGAUGAGAAGCCUGCAAGAACGGAGGGAGCGGCGUAAUAUGCUAGAGAGGAAAUUGGCUGAUGCUGAGGUCUCUGAGGAAGAGCAAAACAACAUUUUGAAGUACCUCGAGAAAAAGGAAACAGAAUACAUGCGCCUCCAGAGGCAUAAAAUGGGUGCUGAUGAUUUUGAGCCAUUAACAAUGAUAGGAAAGGGUGCAUUUGGCGAGGUUAGAGUCUGUCGCGAGAAGUCAACCGGCCAUGUGUAUGCCAUGAAAAAGCUAAAGAAGUCAGAGAUGCUUCGUCGGGGCCAGGUUGAACAUGUCAAAGCAGAAAGGAAUCUACUUGCAGAAGUCGACAGCAAUUGCAUUGUAAAACUUUAUUGUUCUUUCCAAGAUGAAGAAUAUCUGUAUCUUAUAAUGGAGUAUCUCCCUGGUGGAGAUAUGAUGACUCUGCUGAUGCGCAAAGAUACAUUAACGGAAGAUGAAGCCAGGUUUUAUGUUGGGGAAACAGUUCUUGCAAUUGAAUCUAUCCACAAACAUAAUUAUAUUCAUAGAGAUAUCAAGCCUGAUAACUUGCUUCUUGACCGAAAUGGACACAUGAAGUUGUCGGAUUUUGGAUUAUGUAAACCACUGGAUUGCAGUAGUAUUCAAGAAAAAGAUUUUUCAGUAGGAAAUAACUACAGUGGAUCUCUUCAAAGUGAUGGGCGUCCUGCAGCACCAAAACGCACUCAGCAAGAGCAACUGCAACACUGGCAAAGGAACAGGAGGAUGCUUGCUUAUUCAACUGUUGGUACGCCCGAUUAUAUUGCUCCAGAAGUUCUGCUGAAGAAAGGAUAUGGAAUGGAAUGUGAUUGGUGGUCUCUCGGGGCUAUCAUGUAUGAGAUGCUUGUGGGAUAUCCACCAUUCUAUUCAGAUGAGCCUAUGUCUACAUGCAGAAAGAUAGUAAAUUGGAGAACUCAUUUAAAAUUUCCUGAGGAGGCAAAACUAUCAUCGGAAGCAAAAGAUCUUAUCUGUAAGCUCUUAUGUAAUGUAGAGAAAAGGCUUGGAACUAGAGGUGCUGAUGAGAUUAAGGCUCACCCGUGGUUCAAAGGCAUUGAAUGGGAUAAGUUGUAUCAAAUGAAAGCUGCAUUUAUUCCAGAAGUCAAUGAUGAACUGGAUACUCAAAACUUUGAAAAGUUUGAAGAGUCUGACGCCCAAGUCGCAUCAAGUACAAAAUCAGGUCCCUGGAGGAAGAUGCUCUCAUCUAAGGAUGUCAACUUUAUGGGCUACACGUAUAAGAACUUCGAAAUUGUGAAUGAUCAUGAAGUUCCAGGAAUAGCUGAACUGAAGAAGAAGAGCACCAAACCUAAACGACCAACUGUCAAGUCCCUCUUCAAUGAAGAGUCAAAUUCAACAUCCGCUCAACCCGCACAAGGAAGCUUUCUCAGUUUACUACCUUCCAAACUAGAAAUCUCCAAACCGGGCGAAUCAUAUGCUCACUGAUCUGUUGAUAGAAUCCGACAAUUGUAGUGAAAAAGGUUGGAAAAACAAGGUUAAAGUUCACCUGAAGUGAAUAGGAUUUGUUGGGCUGUUUUCAUCUGGUUGCGCUUGAACUGUAAAGUAUCCAAGAUGAAGGCAGUUUUCCCAAGUAUAUGUACCUUGAUUUUGAGGUUGUGUAAAUUAUAUGUCGUGUUUGUACAUAUUUUCUUCUUCCUUUUCUUGUUCUUUUUCUGUUCUCAUCGUUGAUUUGUUUCUGUUCUCCUUGUCAAGUAGUAGACACUAAUUUAUUUUUCAUGUAAUUGUUGUCUGAGUAUAGGGUUAAUUUGAACAAAAGCAAUUUUGAGAAUGGAACAUCUUGUGGUGUUGAAUUCUUA
This is a messenger RNA of Sesamum indicum (sesame), 2494 nucleotides long. RefSeq lists its product as uncharacterized. The record is from RefSeq and is a predicted model, not a curated record. Gene Ontology annotation, molecular function: ATP binding; protein serine/threonine kinase activity. Gene Ontology annotation, biological process: protein phosphorylation. Lineage: Eukaryota; Viridiplantae; Streptophyta; Magnoliopsida; Lamiales; Pedaliaceae.